Psylliodes chrysocephalus is the source of this 3020-nucleotide messenger RNA. The record is from the annotation of a GenBank genome assembly. Lineage: Eukaryota; Metazoa; Arthropoda; Insecta; Coleoptera; Chrysomelidae.
GAAAUAACAGUUAUUUAUCGUUAUAUGUGUUAGAAAUAUAAAAUACGAAUUAUCCUGCAAGGAUAUAGUAUUUCGAUCUUCCGUAAAAAAUUGAAAUCGCCGCUAAUAAUUCGAAAGUUGAUCGGUAGCACGAUAUCAGUGGUCUAAGUUCAUGUUCAUUUCACCUCUGACAAUAAAGACGUUUUAUCUUAGAAUGUAUGUUCUUUGAUAUUUAGUGUUGAUCUUCGAUUUACAUUAUAGUGUCUUGGGAUGUACCUUCUUGGAUCAAAUGGACAAGGCUGCAGAUAUACUAGCCGGAGAUACAUCUAGACGUAUCGAAGGGUUGAUAUAGAAUUGAAUAUGAUACGAUGAUCAUUAAUGUCGUCGGUAUUAGAAGAUUUUCCGGACGCGUUUUAAUCGGGCAAAUUUACUGGGAAUAAUGGAUUGAAUGGAAAAACUGUAAGAAAUACUGGAACAACAAAGAGAGCAGAAAAUGGAACAGGGUUGAGCGGCCCCAAAUGAUAUUAACCUGAAGAAGACUCAAGGAGAUAUAGAAAAUGUUUCACUUGUCCCACGUUUUGAAUUCAGCAAGCCAUCAGUUAUCUUUAAGAUAAUGCAAUGGCCCCCCAAUCAUUAAUUCCCACUAAUCAUUAGCAGAAAAUCACCGAAUAUAGCGCGGAUAUGUCUUGUCCUUUCGGACGGUCACCCAAUCCAGUUCAAAAUGGAGCGACACCGGCUCUCAAACGAAGUUUUACUACGAAACAAAGCUCAGUCCAAAUCACAGACGACGACGAAGAAGACAGAAAUACUCUGAAUCUCAAGCAUUUAAAUGAAGCCAUAUUGAUUUUGACCUCGCCAACGAACGAAGCUGUACAACAGGCACUGACGUCUCUAAUCCUGAAAGAAUAUAAUCCGUAUAGGUAUCGCUGUCUAGAUAAACUGCCACAGAAUGUUACGAAUUGUCCACAUUACGCUUACUUAGAGGAUCUUUACGACAUAGUUAAAUCAGAAAAUGAUAUAGACGAAAGCCAGUUCUUUGACUCUUUAGGUCAAGAAUUGAUCAGUUCUACUUGCACAGAACGAACUGAGCGUGCCUUCAUAUGUCUAGGAGGUAAUCUCAGAGAGUUUUUAACUACCCUCGAUGGAGUCUACGAUGUUUUAAAAUACCAAGAAAACGGUCGAGAGCAGGAACACGAUGCCGAAGCCUUCAUGUGUACGGCUUCAAGUGAUAAAAAUAUUCAGCUAGAUUUUACGACUGAAAGACCAGCAGUCGCGUAUCUUUUAGUGGGAUGUCUCAAGGCCAUCGCGAAGAUAUUGUACACGACUGAAGUUGGUGUGGUACUUAAGCAAGAUGAAAUAGAUAAAAGACAUUUUAGAUAUAAUAUAAAGUUAAAUUCAGUUUUAACGAAACAACAGACAUUAAGUAAUCUUACGCCUGAGACUGCAAGUGACAAACUUCAAAUGGGAGUCAGCACGUUCUGCAAAGCAUUUCCUUGGCAUUUUGUGUUAGACCGUCGUUUGGAACUGGUACAAUUAGGUAGCGGUUUUAUGCGGCUAUUCGGUCAGUUUCUGACCACACUUGGAGCAUCUGUGGCCACGUAUUUCGAAUUCCUGCGACCCAGAAGCAUUACACUCUCCUUUGACGAGAUUAUCAAGAGAGCUAACACUCCGUUUUUACUGAGUAUAAGGAAACUGGAUAGUUCUGGAGAUUUUGUGGCAGAGGGCCUGAAACUUAAAGGGCAGAUGGUCUUCUGUCCGGAAUCGAAUUCGAUUUUAUUCAUUGGCUCGCCGUUUAUCGAUGGACUCGAGGGUCUCACCGGAAGUGGGCUUUUCAUCUCCGAUAUUCCCCUUCACGAUGCUACACGAGACGUUAUUUUAGUUGGCGAGCAAGCCAGAGCUCAGGAUGGACUUCGGAGAAGAAUGGACAAGCUCAAAAGUUCAAUCGAAGAAGGAAACAGAGCUGUGGAUAAAGAACGAGAAAAAAAUGUUAGUUUAUUACAUUUAAUUUUUCCACCGGAUAUUGCUAAGCGGCUGUGGUUAGGCGAAACCAUAGAAGCGAAGACGCACGAAGACGUAACGAUGCUGUUCAGUGACAUAGUCGGAUUUACAUCAAUUUGCGCCACAGCCACGCCGAUGAUGGUUAUAAACAUGCUCCAAAAUCUCUACAAUAAAUUCGACACUUUUUGUGGACAAAUUGACGUCUAUAAGGUCGAAACCAUUGGGGAUGCUUACUGCGUCGCCGGUGGACUACACAAAGAAACACACACUCAUGCUCAACAAAUAGCGUGGAUGGCACUCAAGAUGAUCGAAGUGUGCUCUCUACACCAAACUCAUCAAGGACAACCAAUAAGGAUGAGGAUCGGCCUUCAUACCGGAUCUGUCCUGGCAGGAGUUGUGGGAGUAAAAAUGCCUCGUUAUUGUAUGUUCGGACACAAUGUAACCAUUGCUAACAAGUUCGAAUCGGGCAGCGAACCCCUGAGGAUAAACAUUAGUCCUACGACAUUCGUUCGACUAACUCGUGCUGGCGGCUUCAUUACCGAAGAGCGCGAUCGUGACUGUCUCCCCAAAGACUUUCCCGCUCACAUACCGGGGACGUGUCAUUUUCUCACAGGAUAUAAACACCGGAAGGUCCCCGAAGACGCUUCUAUAGCGAGGCACAUCGAAGCCGGUCUACUGGACAUCGGACUUAAAUGGGAUCACACUUCUUAAGACUGCUGCGAUCUAGCAAUAAGCGCGCAAUAGAAGUUUAAAGAGACUGAGAUUGGAUAUUCGAUUCGGAAAUGUUGAUACAGAGUUGGAUUAUUAAAAUAGAUCAAAAAUUGCAUAAUGUCGAUUUAGUUCUUUUAGAGUAAAGUUAUUUAUACAGGGUGGACCGGAUUUAAUUUGCGUAUAUAGAGAUCUCGUAAACCGGUUAAAUGGGGAAAAAGUUUCGUAUUUUGACGGAUAAUACAAUGGUCCAUAGAAGUUCCAGAUUUUCUGACUGGUUCCGGAGAUAUUUGAUAAAAUCCGAAAAACCUCAUUUUCGUUUUUUAAGUCAUGCG